Molecule: messenger RNA, 1450 nt
Organism: Podarcis raffonei (Aeolian wall lizard)
Lineage: Eukaryota; Metazoa; Chordata; Lepidosauria; Squamata; Lacertidae
Gene: GPR183
Product: G protein-coupled receptor 183
Exons: 2
Coding region: 158-1240 (360 amino acids)
Biological process (GO): G protein-coupled receptor signaling pathway
Cellular component (GO): membrane
Molecular function (GO): G protein-coupled receptor activity; oxysterol binding
Source: RefSeq, a predicted model, not a curated record
AAAGGGUAGUCUGACCUAAUCAAUCGUAAGAACAACACGCAAAGGGGAAACAGUUGCAUCUGAAAUGUGUAGCAAGUGCAAGCACCACACAGAGGACUUAACAGAGGACUUAACAAACUACUGAUAAAGUCUCCUAAACUUCCUGGAUAUUUCAACUAUGGCAACAGCCUGGGCCACCGCUGCCUCGACAGCCCAUCAGACUAACAAUUCAACUUGCGACCUAUAUGAGCACAGCGAUACGGCACAUAUCCUGUUGCCCAUGUUCUACAGUGUUAUUUUCUUAAUCGGAAUGCUUGGAAACGCACUUGCUUUGGCUGUAAUCGUUAAGAACAGAAAGAAGAUGAAUUCUACUACUAUUUACUCAACAAAUCUUGUUGUAUCAGACAUUCUUUUCACUACGGCGUUGCCUGGAAGAAUAGCAUACUACGCACUGGGCUUUCACUGGCCAUUUGGAGAAGCACUCUGCAGACUCUCAGCACUUGUCUUUUACAUCAACAUUUAUGCCGCUGUGAACUUCAUGACAUGCCUGAGCAUUGACAGGUUUGUCGCCGUGGUUCAUCCUUUACGCACAAAGAUCAGAAGAGUUAAAUGUGCCACGUACAUCUGUUGCUUUGUGUGGUUUCUUGUACUUGCCCAAACCAUUCCAUUGCUUUUACAAAAAAUGUCAUACGAAGAAGGAGAAAGAAUAACAUGCAUGGAAUACCCAAACUUUGAACGAAUUGCAAAUCUCCCUUGGAUACUUCUUGGAGCCUGCCUUCUGGGAUACGCAUUCCCCCUUGGGAUUAUACUAGUCUGUUACUCUAAAAUUAGUUGCAAACUCUGCCAUAUUGCAAGAGAAAACCCACUAGCUGAAAAGUCCGGAACCAACAAGAAGGCUUUUAAUACAAUUAUUUUUAUCAUCGUUGUCUUUGUCAUCUGUCUUACUCCGUAUCAUGUUGCCAUUAUUGUAUACAUGAUUAAGAAGAUUGUGCUUAAAGAUAUCAUUCCAUGCAGCAGUCGGCAAAUCUUCCAAAAGACCCUCCAUUACACUGUUUUCCUGAUGAAUUUAAACUGCUGCUUGGAUCCUUUUAUCUAUUUCUUUGCAUGUAGAGGAUACAAAAGAACAAUCAUGAAAAUAUUGAGACGUCAAGGAAGCAUAUCACUAUCGAGCGCUGUCAAAACAGCUCCUGAGGAAAGCUCUCGUGAUAUAGGAGACACACAGCUGUCUCCCCUUUCAACAUCUCUAAAUGGAAAAAGGUGAACACAAAUUAACAUUUGAAACGUGCUUCCAGAGUUUCUAUUUCAGAAAACAUUGGUAACAGUAAAAACCACGAACUAUUUCUUUUUUUAAAGGAGCUAAUAUUUUUAUUCUUCCAGGAGUGGCGUGGAUUGGAGUGGUGAUGUAGCACAUGUAGCCACAAGAAAGAGAAAAACUGGCAUUGUAUUUGCUUUUAAAAUUUGGUUUCAUGUC